AUAAGCUCAAAAAAAUAAUUGGGCCCAUUUGACUUAGCUUAUCUAAAGCAGCUUAUAAGUUGAAAACAGCUUAUAAGCCAAAAAAAAUAAGUUAGACUACCCCAACUUAUUUUUUUUAACUUAUAAGCUGCAAACAGCUUAUAGGCAUAAGCCCAUCCAAACAGGCUCUAAAUAACCUGCCCAUAACUCAUAUUCUAGCUUUUGUCAUCCUAUCAUUAAUUCUUUCUUUUUUCACACGCACAAGUCUAUCUCCCUCCACAAUCUGCAUGUAAUAUAUAGCCAUAUAAAACUCAUAAUGGCCAUAUCUCGUUAGAAAAACUAUCUUAGAGACUCAGUAAGAAGGAUAAUUAAGUCGAGCCCGAUGUAUAUUGGUAUGUUUGAGGGAUAUAACUAGACUAAUGGAUUCUUGGUUCAUCAUUGUCAUCCUUCUAUGUAUUGUUAUCUCUUCUUCCUUCACAUUUUUCUUUAAUCUUUUCUUUUUCUCCAAUUCCAAAACCAAGAAGAAGCUCCCACCAGGACCCUUUACAUUUCCAUUUAUUGGGAACUUACCAUUGUUGAGAAAUAGAUCCAUACUUGAUAUUGAAGUCAUUCUACAAAAACUCAAGUCCAAGUAUGGUCCGAUUAUUACCCUCAAAAUAGGUACUACAACUUCUAUAUUCAUUACUAGCCACUCUUUAGCCUACCAAGCUUUAGUCCAACAAGGCGCUCUUUGCUCCGACCGUCCACUUGCAUUACCGACCAAUCAGAUUUUAAGUAGCAAUGACCGUAGCAUCAAUACCGCCUCGUGUGGCCCCACGUGGAGGGUCCUACGUCGAAACCUCAGAUCGCAAAUGUUACAUCCCUCUCUUAUCAAGUCCCGGUCAAAAUCUCGAGCUAAUCGUGCAUUAAGUAUCCUCAUUCAAAAGCUACAUGAUAAAGCUGAUUCUGAAGUGGGAGUGAUGGUACUUGAUCAUAUUAAGCAUGCCAUCUUCUGUCUUCUUGCCUUCAUGUGCUUUGGGAACAAGCUUAACGAGGCUCAAAUUAUUCAAAUAAAAGAUUCACAGCAUCGAGCACUUCUAGCCAUGCUCCAAUUUAAAAUACUUGACAUUUUUCCCAGAGUCGGAAAAUUAAUCUUCAGAAACCGUUGGAAAGAGCUUAUUGCAUUACGAAAAGUGGUAGAGAGUGUAUUCAUACCUCUAAUCCAAGCUCAAAUAAAGCACAAAGAAGAAAAAGCCAACUCAUGUGUUCAUAAAAAAGAAGAGGAAACGGUUUGUUAUGUCGAUACGUUGCUAAAUUUGGAAUUGCCAGAGGAAAAGAGGAAACUUACUUACGAAGAGAUUGUCAGUCUCUGUGGCGAGUUUCUCGGUGCAGCCAGCGAUACAACAUCCACCGCAUUGCAGUGGAUUAUGGCCAACUUGGUUAAGUACCCUGCCAUUCAGGAAAAACUGUAUAAAGAAAUACUGUGCAAAAUUGAGGGACCCCAACAAUCAAAGGUAGAAAAUAGCAAUAAGUUGAUACCAGAGGAGGAUUUGCAGAAAAUGCCAUAUUUAAAAGCAGUGAUCUUGGAAGGUCUAAGGAGGCACCCGCCAUCUCACUUUUUGCUGCCACAUAGAGUGACAAAGGAAAUGGAAUUGAACGGCUACGUCAUACCUAAGAACGCUAUAAUCUAUUUCAUGGUGAGAGAAAUGGGCAUGGACCCAAAUGUGUGGGAGGAUCCGAUGGAUUUCAAGCCGGAGAGGUUCUUGAUGGAUCAUAGAGAUGGCGAACCAUUUGAUAUAAGCGGAAGAAGAGAGAUGAAGAUGAUGCCAUUUGGCGUAGGGAGGAGAAUAUGCCCGGGGUAUGAUUUUGCUAUGCUCCAUUUAGAGUACUUCGUGGCUAACUUGAUUUGGCAUUUCGAAUGGAAGCCUGUGGAGGGAGACGACAUUGAUUUAACCGAGGAGUUAGACUUCACCUUUACCAUGAAGAAUCCACUUCGAGCUCGCGUCAGUCCCAGGCUGAACUGAUUGUUUGCUAUACGAAAUCUUCUAUUUGAUCUUUCCGUUGAAGCUUCACUGACCAUAUUACAAUAAAAUCAGCAAUCAUUGAAUGUGCUGAUCAGCUGAAUGAGCUGAUGUAUGUAUGUUUCCCUGUAAAUCAGACUUCAGCGAAAUCAUAUAGUAUAUAUUGUCUUUACAUAUAUAAAUGUUUAAACAAACCACACUUCCAAGACACAACGAAAAAUUAGUAUGAGUUUUUGUGAUAAUUAGCAAUAUAAACUUUAAUACAAGUUAGUAAUUGAGUAAACAUCAUGCUAAUACAAGCAAUAUUUCUGGAAUCUGUAAAUGUCAUGUCAUUAUAGACCAAUGCACAACCAAUGAACCAAAAACACAAAAAUAGCUAUUUGGUUAUUCAACCACAAGUCAUAGUGCAGUUGUUUCGUUUUCCAAUCCAACGACACAGAGUUGUUAUAAAACAAAUAUAAAUGGGAAAAAAAUCCAACAUCAUUUGCCAAAGCGCCCAUUUGGUUAAAUGAAAUAUGAAAUGGAACCAGCGAAGAUCUAUGUCGUUCGACCGACCUCGGACUCUUUCUUUCCGACCUAUUUGACUCUAGCGUAGUUAUUAGGUGGUAUUCCGAGGUCAAAUUAAAGUUAGCCUGAAUCCUACUUCUCUUUCACUCCCGGGUUAUCCCGAAGCUGCUAACCUGUGUUUGGGCUUAUGAGGGGCCUAUCAUACCCAUGCAUCACCAGAGUCUUAAUAAGAACUCUUGGGCGAGGG
This is a messenger RNA of Lycium barbarum (goji berry), 2733 nucleotides long. Its product is annotated as cytochrome P450 89A9-like. Bases 399 to 1982 code for a protein of 527 amino acids. The transcript has a single exon. The record is from RefSeq and is a predicted model, not a curated record. Gene Ontology annotation, cellular component: membrane. Lineage: Eukaryota; Viridiplantae; Streptophyta; Magnoliopsida; Solanales; Solanaceae. Gene Ontology annotation, molecular function: iron ion binding; heme binding; oxidoreductase activity, acting on paired donors, with incorporation or reduction of molecular oxygen, NAD(P)H as one donor, and incorporation of one atom of oxygen.